CAAAUAGCUACAUCAACCAUCAUUCGUCUUUCUAUUCCACCAGAAGCUCUGUUUCGCUUUGAUAUCUGCCUAAUCACCAAAACUUUGACGUCGAAUUUUUCCGCAACACCGUAUAUACUUGCAAUCUAGCUGCAUACGCAACGUGCCUCUUCCUGGAGCCCCGCAGGAGCCCAACUCCCACCUUAUCUCAUUCACCCGCAUUGGCGAGUCUCGCUCAGCAUGACAGAGAUCUUAGCACAAACGCCUCCUAUUCUACACGGCCCUUCGGAUAAGGAAAGGAAGUAUGAUCGUCAGCUCAGAUUAUGGGCUGCUUCGGGCCAGGCUGCCUUGGAAGCCGCAAAUAUCCUCUUAAUUAACUCGGGGCCUGGCACGGCUGGUAUCGAGACUCUGAAGAACCUCGUCCUGCCCGGCAUUGGAAAAUUUACUAUUGCCGACAAUGCCCUCGUUCAAGAGGUAGACCUUGGCGUCAACUUCUUCUUGGACGAAUCCUCACUCGGCAAAUCGAGGGCGCAGUGCUGUACUGAGCUACUGCUCGAGCUUAAUCCAGAAGUUGAUGGAUCUUGGAACUCCACAGUGACAGAUACCGCCAGCCUCCAAAAACUACUUGACGUACCAGAGAUUUUCACCAUGAUCAUGUAUAGCCUUCCUUUACAGCCAGAAAUGAUUCAGGCAAUUGAGACAUACGGUCGCCAGCAUGGGACUCCUCUUGUUGCUAUCCACUCCGUUGGAUUCUACUCCUACUUUCGAAUUGCACUACCGGGCACAUUUCCCAUUGUUGAUACUCACCCGGACGAAACUGCUACGACGGAUUUGAGGCUCCUCUCCCCUUGGCCAGAACUCUCUAAGUUUGCCAGUGAAAUGACCAAAGACAUUGAAAAUCUAGACCACCACGAGCAUGGCCAUAUUCCCAUGGUUGUAAUUUUGCUUUACUACCUCAACAUCUGGAAGGAAGAGCACAACGGCGCCUAUCCAACAGCUUAUAGUGAAAAGACAGCAUUUCGGGAGCUGGUAUCUAAAGCCAUGAGACGGGAUAAUCCCGAAGGAGGUGAAGAAAACUUUGAGGAAGCUGUUGCUGCCGUUAUGAAGCACGUCGUUGCCCCGUCAGUCCCUUCAUCGCUAAAACAGGUUUUUGAGUACGAGCACAAUGAUGAACAGCAGUCUAAAUCUAGCUUCUGGAUCAUUGCUGAGGCCUUGAAACAAUUUUAUGCCGAACACCAACGCCUACCUGUGGCUGGUGGCUUGCCUGAUAUGAAGGCACAGUCCAAUGUUUACAUCCGGCUGCAGAAUAUUUACAAGGAAAAAGCUCGCCAAGACGCAAACGACGUUUUUUCUAGAGCUCAACAGAUAUCAGGAGGUGAAAAUAUUGACCGAGCAGAGGUAGAGCUGUUCUGCACGAAUGCUCGGUUCAUCAAGCUGAUUAAUACUACGGGAGAGGAGCCCCCAAGCAUGGGACAGAUCAUAGAGCGAGAACUUGGCAACGACGAGAUCUCUGCUAUCGCCGGACCAGAAAUGCCAAUGUCACUAAUCUCCAUCUACCUUGCCUUGAGCGUCUUGUCAUCUACGUCGGUCGCCUCAGCUGAUGAUAUUAUUGCUGCAGUUUGUGAAAAGGCCCCUACUCUCAAUAACAAUGAGCGCCUAGCUCAGGUAGCCCAGGAGUUGUCGCGAGCGGCUGGCGGAGAGCUGCACAACAUUUCCGCCGUUAUUGGAGGCAUGGUGGCGCAGGAGAUUAUUAAAAUCAUCACAAAACAAUACAUUCCGAUAGACAACACUUGCAUAUUUGACGGAAUCGAGAGCCGAUGCCAGGUAUUGCGUUUAUAAUGUUCAUAUCGACCCUAGAUUUAAAAACGCAAGGCGCAGCUGAUAUACAGGGCUGGUGACAAACUAGUCGAGAUGGAGAGCAUACACAUGGUUAUCAGCAGCAAAUCAUGGCCAGCUUCAGGAAUGAGAAAUCAUGUUACUUGGAGAAAUUCUAAGGGCUAAAAGAUGUUGGUUGAUAAACUACCUAGUCAUAUAUUGUGUGGUGGCAAGAUAGCGAUGGCCGUACCCUUGCUUCGAUAGGAUCGUAGGGGUAGGAUAUCUUCUCAAAAAUGAGGCGUAGAAUAAAAUCCGCCAGCGUCAUAAGAUCUCAUCAUAGCAAGC
This is a messenger RNA of Trichoderma asperellum CBS 433.97, 2139 nucleotides long. RefSeq lists its product as uncharacterized. Gene Ontology annotation, biological process: protein neddylation. Gene Ontology annotation, molecular function: NEDD8 activating enzyme activity. NCBI's taxonomy places the organism in Eukaryota, Fungi, Ascomycota, Sordariomycetes, Hypocreales, Hypocreaceae. Gene Ontology annotation, cellular component: cytoplasm. The record is from RefSeq and is a predicted model, not a curated record.